Molecule: messenger RNA, 459 nt
Organism: Penicillium samsonianum
Lineage: Eukaryota; Fungi; Ascomycota; Eurotiomycetes; Eurotiales; Aspergillaceae
Exons: 2
Coding region: 1-459 (152 amino acids)
Biological process (GO): RNA processing
Molecular function (GO): ribonuclease III activity
Source: RefSeq, a predicted model, not a curated record
AUGGAGGGACAUCGUGUCUUUCCUUUCCUCCCUUCGGAUGAGGAACUCCAGCUCUUCGAGGAGAAGAUCAAGUAUCGGUUCACCGACCGUAUUUGGGCACGGAAGGCACUUCAAACCUCCAGCGCUUUCAACGAGGAUGGCAAUAAGACUCUUGCCAUGAUUGGUGACGCAAUUCUCCGCUUGGUUAUUGUGGACCAUGGUCACCAGGAAAAAAAGACGCGAGGGGAAAUAUCGAAUAUGAUUACCAGGAAGGCCAGCAAUGCCUAUCUUUCCGAUCAGGGAUUUGAUCUCGGCAUUGGCGAAUUUAUCAUCAUGAACCCCUCCCAGUUUGUCAUUGGACACAAUGUCAUGGCCGCCACCAUGGAGGCGAUCAUCGGGGCAGUGUACCUCGACUGCAAUCAGCAGAUCCAGCCAUGCGCCGAUGUAAUGGCCGCUUUGGAUCUUUCUUGGACCGAGUGA